Messenger RNA from Paraphaeosphaeria sporulosa, 1604 nucleotides. RefSeq lists its product as uncharacterized. NCBI's taxonomy places the organism in Eukaryota, Fungi, Ascomycota, Dothideomycetes, Pleosporales, Didymosphaeriaceae. Bases 446 to 1492 code for a protein of 348 amino acids. The record is from RefSeq and is a predicted model, not a curated record. The transcript is spliced from 2 exons.
GCAGCGACGAACCUCCCGCUCCUGCUAUCAUCUGCACUUGUUAUCAACAAACGCGCGAAUGUACCUCGCGUCCAUCACAGUGUUUCCCUAUAUAAGUGAGCUUUAAUGCUUCCAGUCUGGUGGCCUAAGGCGCUGCGCCACAGUACCCAUGGUUUCGGACAGCACGCGCGAUUCUCGUUCCGCGUUUAGAUGUUCGAGUAACGACUAGAUACCACCUUUCGUCUCAACACAACUGGAUUGUAUACCCAGCAUUUGCGUUGGAAUCGCCUCACAUUCCCGAGCUUUGGUCAUUUGCAUGAGAAUAGGUUUACUCGAACUUAUACAGCAUUCUCACAGUACUUGUCUAUCCUUCCUCACUUCCAUAUGAUAGACGCGAUACUUGAUACAGUUGUACGACACGAGGAACAUUCUAGGGGAGGAUAAAUCUGACCUUAUUGCCGCGACCAUGGCUUCUGAGUCAAAGUCGACGCUCUAUCCCAAGAUCACCACCCAUAUCAAAGAGGUCAUCAAAACGCUAAAGUACAAGCUUCGCGAUCCAGAUAAGCCCGAGGAAGAACCAGUUACCGGCCCUAUAUCUAUUGUUGGUACCGUCAAACUCCAUGGGACACACGCAGACAUCCUGGUUUCGAGCGACAACACCAUAACCCUCCAGUCCCGCAACAAUUCAGUCUUGCUAGAAACGGCGGAUAACUUAGGUUUCGCAAAGUCUAUGUCCACCAAACGACCUGCCAUUCUCAGAUUGCGCGACGAAUUUCUAGUUCGAUGGAAGAAACUGAACCCGGAAGAGACGCUGGACACUGCGUUACCCGUCACGAUAGCUGGGGAGUGGGUCGGCGAGAAGAUUCAAAAAGGCGUCGCCAUCUCCAAGCUCUCUCGGCGGCUCGUCAUUAUCUCUGCCAAGAUCAAUGGCAGCUGGGUUGCAGACGUCGAUUACGCAGAUAUCGAAGCUGUCGAAGACGACAUCUACAACAUCUCGCGCGCGGGUACCUACCGCUCUGUACUUUAUCCGGAAGAACCACAAAGAACGAUUGACGCACUUGAGCCGCUUGCCGAUACGAUUGCCGCUCGGUGCCCUUUCGCAGCAACGUUUGGUGUCACGGGCGAAGGCGAAGGGCUAGUCUGGAAGCUUGUUCCCUACAUAUCUGACUCGGACCUCUGGUUCAAGACCAAAGGCGGGCGCUUCAAGCCAACAUUUACGCCUGCGCCGAAAAAGCCGCCCGUGGACCAGGCAGAGAAGCGAGAGGCUGCGCAGGAGCUUGCGCAAGCGUGGUGCUCAGAACAGCGUCUGGAACAGGGAUGGGACUACCUACGAGAGAACGGACUUGAGCAAACCAUGAAAGGCAUUGGUGCUUUUCUGAAGUGGUUGCAGCUUGACAUCUUGAGCGAGGAGAAGGGUUAUAUUACUGAACACAAGGUCGACGAAGAUCUGUUGAGAAAGGAGAUCAUCGCGAGAGGAAAGCCUUGGUACUUGGAGAGAUAUCAUGUUGCAUGAUUGGUGUCGCUAGGUUGAGAGGCCGGCACGAAGGAGGCUCUGAUCAGUCUCAUACGCUAUCGCAGCCUCCUUCACCUAUCUUUUAUUCAAUCAGAUGCUAUUUUUGCCUCUC